Messenger RNA from Racocetra persica, 705 nucleotides. Lineage: Eukaryota; Fungi; Glomeromycota; Glomeromycetes; Diversisporales; Gigasporaceae. The record is from the annotation of a GenBank genome assembly.
AUGGAAGCAACUCUUAGAAUUGGUGUACUCUCAGCUAGAGAGUUAGCAGCAGCAGAUGGUUUUUCUGAUCCAUAUGCUGUUAUCCGUAUCGCAAACAAAAAAUACGAAACCGCAGUAGUCAAAAAAAAUUUAAAUCCGAUUUGGAAUACAACUUUUGACAUUAAACUAGUUGAAACUGUAGUCCCACCUCAUAUCACUAUAACAGUAUGGGAUAAAGAUCGGUUUGGUCGUGAUUUUCUAGGCGAAGUAACGAUUCCGAUUAAGCAAAUAUUUGCAAGAAAUGCUGGUGGUUUAAAUGAUGGUCUACCUAGAACUUUUGAUGAUCCAGAAAAUAUGCCUUCUGCUUAUACUUUACAAAAACGAAAUGCAAAACAAGAUGUUAAAGGUGAUAUCAUACUAAAAUUUGGUAUUGUUGAUAAUCAAAAUCGAUCAAGGGAGUCACAAAUUAUUUCUCCUGCAUCUUAUAAAUCUUGCAUUUUAUUUUCAAAUUUAAAAUUUAUUCAUGUAGUUAGAAUUUUAAUUCUUGGGUCUGUGGUAAUCUGUGUAGCAAUAUCUAUAAAUAGUAUGACAAGAUCGCCAAACAAACCAUAUUACUCUGCCAUCACACUUUGUAAAUUUGUUACACCAGAUUUAGUACAUUCUAAGGUUAUGGGUGUGGUACGAAAACAUGAGAUCUAUUAUGAAGAUGCCGCUGAAAUUUCAUAG